Messenger RNA from Cylas formicarius (sweet potato weevil), 517 nucleotides. It is a transcript of the gene strat, whose product is annotated as guanine nucleotide exchange factor MSS4 homolog. Gene Ontology annotation, cellular component: membrane; cytosol. The transcript is spliced from 2 exons. Lineage: Eukaryota; Metazoa; Arthropoda; Insecta; Coleoptera; Brentidae. Gene Ontology annotation, molecular function: guanyl-nucleotide exchange factor activity; zinc ion binding. Gene Ontology annotation, biological process: post-Golgi vesicle-mediated transport; small GTPase-mediated signal transduction. The coding region runs from base 71 to 433 and encodes 120 amino acids. The record is from RefSeq and is a predicted model, not a curated record.
UAACCGUACUGCGUCAAAUUACUGCUUAUUGAAUUUAUGGACGUUUUUUUAGAAAAUUAAUCUCAAGAAAAUGCCUAAUUGCAGCGAGAAUUACGAGUCGGAAAUAAGAGAUGGCAAAAAUAAAGGGUCUGUAAAAUGUAGAUUCUGUCAAUCGGUUAUUUUAACGCCUUCAACGGCCUCCUUUACAAGUUUGGAGUGUAGUUUACCUUUAAUAAAACAGAAAAAAGAAAAUGAAACAAAUCCAGAGACUGAAAGUGUUUCUUUAUUUUGGGAAGUGAAGGAUAUGUUCACAUUCCACAAUGUGGGUUUUUCUAAUACUGUAGGAAAUAAUAAAUACCUUACCUGUGCAGACUGUGAAGCAGGGCCCAUUGGAUACCACGACAUUCCAAGCAAAAUAAGUUAUGUAGCAUUAAGUAGAGUUACUCAUGUUUGAUGUAUUUGUACAUUUGAUAGAUGACUUGUAAUAAUCUGUAAACACAAUAAAGACAUAGGGAUACUCAAUCAUACUGCUGAUAAG